UGAGCACUUAUUAAGAUUUUUAAUUCAUAUUGCGUUUAUAAUUCAAAAUUGCGUUGACUUAAAUAAACCCUAACACCGACGACAGGGGUCUGGGUUGGUCUUACGCUUGCCUCAUUUUCACACGACCGUGGUCAGAUGGUUUCUCAUUGGCUAUUUAGAGUUCAGUACACUCAGCCCGACUCUGAUUGGUGCUCGGGUUAGUCACAUGUUCAUCACUAACCAAUCCGGUGAGUCUGCUAGGAAACGCUACAGUAAGGUGCAGGCAGCCACGCUGAGAGUGCUAAACUCGGGGAGAGGGUUGUACAGUGUGUUUUAAAAAACAUUCAGGUAGUCUUUUUAUUAGUGUAUAUGCAGAGCCAUGCCGGAGGACAGAACUGAGCAGCCACAUAUAGUUACAUGUACCGCUCCAGUGAAUAUAGCUGUCAUUAAAUACUGGGGCAAGAGAAAUGAAGACUUAAUUCUACCCAUUAACUCAUCGUUGAGCGUCACAUUGCAUCAAGACCAGCUGAAAACAACCACUACAGUUGCAACCAGCAGAUCAUUUCAGGAGGAUCGAAUAUGGCUCAACGGUAAAGAGGAGGACAUAACCCAUCCCAGACUGCAGUCCUGUCUGAGAGAGAUUCGACGAUUGGCACGGAAGAGGCGUAAUGAUGGAGACUCUGGCGUGGAUUCAGCUAGUUUGUCACACAAAGUCCACAUUUGCUCAGUUAACAACUUCCCCACUGCUGCUGGACUCGCCUCUUCAGCAGCUGGAUUUGCUUGCCUGGUUUACUCUCUGGCUCGGGUGUUUGGAGUAGAAGGAGAGUUGUCUGGGAUUGCUCGUCAAGGCUCUGGCAGCGCAUGCCGGAGCAUGUAUGGAGGUUUCGUCCAGUGGAUCAUGGGAAACAAAGAGGAUGGGAAGGACAGUUUAGCCCAGCAGGUGGAGCCAGAGACUCACUGGCCUGAGCUCAGAAUCCUCGUACUAGUGGCCAGUGCAGAGCGGAAGCCAGUUGGCAGCACCUCUGGAAUGCAAACCAGUGUAAAAACAAGCUGCCUAUUAAAGCACCGCGCUGAAUCUGUUGUCCCAGGCCGGAUGGUAGAGAUGACUGAAGCAAUACGAAAAAAGGACUUUGCAGCAUUUGCUGAACUAACCAUGAAGGAUAGUAACCAGUUUCAUGCCACCUGCCUCGACACGUGCCCCCCUAUCUUCUACCUCAAUCAUGUUUCGCAGCAGAUCAUCAGUUUGGUCCAUCGUUACAACAAGCAUUACGGGGAGACGAGGGUAGCCUACACUUUUGAUGCAGGGCCCAAUGCUGUGAUCUUCACUUUACAGCAGCACGUUCCUGAGUUUGUGCACAUGGUUCAAUAUUUCUUUCCCCCAGAAACCAACGGAGCAGACUUUAUUAAGGGUCUUCCAGUCAACUGUGCUUCUCUUUCUGAGGAGCUGAAGCAAGGUAUUGGUCUGGAACCCAUGCCAAAGGGAAUAAACUACAUAAUUAGUACUAAGGCUGGACCAGGCCCGCGUGUUGUAGAGGAUCCUACUCAGCACCUGCUUUUAUCUGAUGGUUUUCCCAAGAAAACAAUGUGAUUUCCUCCUGCAGCCCUAAAGGAGCGAGUUCUACUGAGCAACAGGAAAGCCAAUGUGACUUAGUUGCAUACAACUUUUAUCGCAGCAAUACCAGACACCUUCCUCACAAGAGCGGAAGAUGAUACGUCUCCCUUUAAAUAUUAAACUGUCCUGUUUGGUCUCUUUUCAUAUCAUCAUUACUCCUUUGUGUUCUUUCAUAGCUUUAAUCAUUUCUGUGUGUCUGUAGGUAGAUAAACACUGAUACUGCCUUGACACGGGUAGUAAAUAAGUGGAAACUCUUGCAGUGAGCAAUGCACUGAGUCAUAAAUACAGAUCGGACCGGAGACUGGAGCUGACCCAUUGUUCUCUGACCUGUCUGAUCAAAUCAUUGUCUGUACAGUUUUUUGUUUCUUCUUGUUAAUCACCAUUUCCGAUCAACAGUGCAUAUUUAAUUCAUGUCAAUUCAAUGUCAAUGGCACACAAUAAAAUAUAUUUUGGUCAA
This is a messenger RNA of Pundamilia nyererei, 2048 nucleotides long. It is a transcript of the gene mvda, whose product is annotated as mevalonate (diphospho) decarboxylase a. Lineage: Eukaryota; Metazoa; Chordata; Actinopteri; Cichliformes; Cichlidae. The transcript is spliced from 10 exons. The record is from RefSeq and is a predicted model, not a curated record. Gene Ontology annotation, cellular component: cytosol. Gene Ontology annotation, molecular function: diphosphomevalonate decarboxylase activity. Gene Ontology annotation, biological process: isoprenoid biosynthetic process; isopentenyl diphosphate biosynthetic process, mevalonate pathway. The coding region runs from base 359 to 1567 and encodes 402 amino acids.